AUGACUACUACUCGAGAGACGUCGCGGGCUACAAAGGCGUUCUUAGCCAAAUUCAGACGCCGCAAACACACGAUAUACAGCAAGCUACGCGAUAUUCACGAGGAUUGUAAUGCCGAAGUGUACCUAGCUAUCCGCUACCGUGGAAAGUUCUACUGUUUCGCUGCCUUAGAUGAUACAAACUUCCCCCCUCCGGUAUCUGAAAUUUUAGGAGUAUUAAGGGUAUAUUCUAAGCCGACGCCGUUUAGUUCCCCGGGUUCCUUCUUUAAUCCCCCGGAGAAUCUAGCUCCGGAUACCAUAGAGUGGAAGACGCUUAUCUAA
Sodiomyces alkalinus F11 is the source of this 318-nucleotide messenger RNA. RefSeq lists its product as hypothetical. The coding region runs from base 1 to 318 and encodes 105 amino acids. The transcript has 7 exons. NCBI's taxonomy places the organism in Eukaryota, Fungi, Ascomycota, Sordariomycetes, Glomerellales, Plectosphaerellaceae. The record is from RefSeq and is a predicted model, not a curated record.